Messenger RNA from Geodia barretti, 1135 nucleotides. NCBI's taxonomy places the organism in Eukaryota, Metazoa, Porifera, Demospongiae, Tetractinellida, Geodiidae. The record is from the annotation of a GenBank genome assembly.
CUGUCGCAUCCGUCCAGUCCUGUCUGCGUAGCUUUCUUUGGCGUGGCGGUGUACUACGACGAGUCAACACAUUCGCGUAGGGGUAUAAGAAUGGCAUUGCAGUAAAAGAGUCGGGAAAAUGUCCCUGGAACAUGCACAGACAGCCAGCCGCCAAAUGCAAGAAGGAAGGUUUCGAUCUGCAAGAGCCACUCUAGCCAAGGCUGAAGUGAGCGCUGUAAAUCACAAGGAGCAAAUCAGCUACCUUGCACAGCGAUACAACGCUGUGCAGGAACAUUACAUCCAGAAAGAAAAGGAGUUGACAAAAGCAAUAAGUGCCGUACAUGCAAAGGAGCGAUCGCUAGAAAGCCAAAAGGCUGCUGCACAGCUCAACCUCUACCACCAGGAAAAGAAACGGAACGAACAUAUAAGUGCCCUAGGGUCUGCUGAAUGUAAUCUUUCUGAAGCCAGAUGUAAAAGUAGAGAUGCAAACACAGGGAAGAUAGUCUCUGGAAUUGCAGCCGGAUUACUCACUCUGGCUACUUUUGGUGCUGCUGCUCCUUUGGUUGCUAUUCCAUUCGUUUUUGCAGAAUUAGAGAAAGAUGCCGAGAGAAAAGUUGAACAUUUCAAGAAUCAGAUUAGAAGCACUGAACGCAAAAUCCAAGAAGCCGAGAGAAGCAUAGUUACUUUGACUUCCGCCGCAGCGAAGCUCAAUGGAGAAAAAUCGGUCUACACAGGGCAACGAAACCGUCUACAGGAAGAGAAGGGGAAAAUAAAGCACACUAUUGUCUUCCUGCAAAGUGCUCUCUCUUAUGGAAGCCAGUACUCUUUAGCCACAGAGCACUGUAUUGACCGUACAGCUUCAACGGGAAAGUUGAUGAAGAAAGUUGAGGCUAGGGGGUACACUCUGUUCGAUUCCAAAGGCACAAAGCAUGUGCUUAACUCAUUUGAGGAGGCAGUGGAAAGUGUUUGAAGAUAUGACAGAGAAUGGAAGCCACUACAACUUUCAGAUGGAGUUUCAGUGCUCUUGGUGUGGUUAUGACUGCACACAGCUCCCUCACGUCAGCCAUGGCAGCCUCAUCUGCAAUGAAUGUCAGAUUUAAUCAUUUUAAACAUUGUACAGUACUGAUUAAUAUCGCAUUCUAAAAUUUGUCGUCGA